This is a messenger RNA of Cheilinus undulatus (humphead wrasse), 4163 nucleotides long. Its product is annotated as kelch-like protein 29. The record is from RefSeq and is a predicted model, not a curated record. Lineage: Eukaryota; Metazoa; Chordata; Actinopteri; Labriformes; Labridae. The transcript has 16 exons. The coding region runs from base 410 to 3037 and encodes 875 amino acids. Gene Ontology annotation, molecular function: protein binding.
GGACUUUGAUUGGACACACCUGUUUAAAAAGGAUGGAUUUUACAUUUUGUGCCACUGAGAGGAAGAUAAUUCUUGAGUGAGAGACUCCCGAAUAGUCCCGGUCCCUCCGUCUGGAGCUGUGCAGCGCGGUGCAGGCAGGACACCUACUCACCAAGACUCAGCCGCCUCCAACCACGCUGUUAUUCCUUCGGCUGUAAAAUGCAACAGCGGUCUUUGUGGGGUAAAAACAGCAUUCAUUCAUGAGCAGCGUCGCAGGGAAACAGGGACAAACGCUGUGGGACAGGAGCGACGAGCGGCCGAGGAGGUGCAGAGAGCGAUACUCUGAAGAUCUAAUUUAUCUGUGAUGAGCAUCCCCAUCCACCAGAGACCAAAGGCCUGCUCGUAUUCUCUCUGAAAGGAAAAGGAAGUGAUGUCACACCACCACCGUCGCUUUGAGAGGGACCAACGUGGACCCUGGGAGCGGAGAGACAUCUGCCCUUCUGUCCUCCACAAUGGAGGAGCCAAUCACAGCUGUGCCUCUGCCAUCAUCAAUGGCAACAACCGUCCGGGGCUUCUACCCCUCCCGGUCAUCCCUUCCCUCCUCCCCACUCCUGUUACAGUUGCCAUGACGACAUCAAGCAGUGACAUAGCGGUCAAGCGAGGCGUCACAGCGGCAGGAUCGGCAGGUGCAGCCCUGACCAAGGUCUCAGGUGUGUCUCCCGUUGACACCCAGAGCUCAGGAUUGCUGCUGGCUCCUGGGGUGAGGUGGGGACAGACGCCCAUUAACCAGCUCACACCUUGGGAUACAGAUGAGCCGCCUGCCAAGCAGCAUCGAGACAGCGAGCCCAGCGGUCCAACCUGGUCUGCAUCAACAGCAGCUGUGAGCCAGUCCAGCCUCCUGCCCCACACCUACACCCCCCCUCAGCCACCCUCCUUCAGCCACAGUGUGACUGCACAGUCACCCAUCAUAGGAGUAACCCCACCCAUCCAGACACCCAUUCCCCCACAGCACCCUCUCAUGACGACCAACUUCCAGCUGACGCCACAAUCUACCCAGAAAACUCCCUCAAUAGUUCUAAACAUGCCCAGUCAGUCUCCUUAUGGCUCCACCCACCCCACAGUCGUAUCCUCAGCCCUCACCGCAAGAGCCAGCCAGGUGGUUCACCCAAACCCUAACAGCAUGAUCAGCAACGGCCACUUAACCUCUCACCCUGGCCUAAUCCAGCCCCUAACCCUUCCUCUGACCAAUGGACAGGCAGCAGCAGCCCAAGCUCUGCCCUCAGCUGCAGACAAUCAGGAUGGUCCAAAUGGUCUGCAAAUGCUGAGGACUGUCAGUACAGGGAAAUACAAGUUCAGCGACCCAGGGCAUCCUAAAGAGAUGUUGCAGGAGUUGAACCAACAGCGCAGAGAGAAAGAGUUUACAGACCUGAAAAUAAUAGUUGAAGGCAAAGAGUUUGAAGUCCACCAAAAUGUUCUAGCUUCCUGCAGCUUGUAUUUCAAGGACCUGGUGAAAAGGUCAUCGAAGGAGACAAAGAGCGGGGAGAUGCUGGAGCUGAACAUGAGCAACAUCAGCGCUGACGUGUUGGAGCAGCUGCUUGAGUUUGUCUACACGGGAUCGCUGGUCAUCGACUCUGCCAACGCCAAGACGCUGCUGGAGGCCGCCAACAAGUUCCAGUUCAGCACCUUCUGUAAAGUCUGUGUCUCCUUCCUAGAGAAACAGCUGACUGCAGCUAACUGUUUGGGAGUGCUGGCUAUGGCUGAAGCCAUGAGAUGCACCGAGCUCCAUAGCAUGGCCAAAGCUUUUGCACUGCAGAACUUCCCAGAGGUGGCGGGACAGGAAGAGAUUCUGAGUGUGUCCAAGGAGGAUCUGGUGUCCUACUUGUCCAACGACAGUCUCAACACCAAGGCUGAGGAGCUGGUCUACGAGACAGUCAUCAAAUGGAUCAGACAAGAGCCAGACUCCAGAGUGGAGAAUUUGUCAGAGCUGCUGGCGGUGGUACGCCUUCCCUUUAUUCACCCAUCCUACCUGCUCAACGUGGUGGAUAAUGAGGAGCUGAUCAAAUCGUCCGAGGUGUGUCGGGAUCUGGUCAACGAGGCCAAGCGCUAUCACAUGCUGCCCCACGCACGGCAGGAGAUGCAGACACCCAGGACUCGGCCCAGACUAUCUGCUGGUGUAGCAGAGGUGAUCGUUCUGGUGGGAGGGCGUCAGACGAUCGGGAUGAACCAGCGCUCCCUGACAGCAGUCACCUGUUUCAACCCUCAGAACAGUAAGUGGUACCCACUGGCCAGCUUGCCCUUCUACGACCGAGACUUCUUCAGUGUCAUCUCAGCUGGAGACAACAUCUACUUGUCAGGAGGGACAGAGAGUGGUGUGAUGGUGGCUGACGUUUGGUGCUACAUGUCUCUGCUGGACAACUGGAACCUGGUGUCCCGGAUGACCGUGGCUCGCUGCAGACACAACAGCCUGGUGUAUGACGGAAAGCUGUACACCAUUGGAGGACUGGGAGUAUCAGGGAAUCUGGACCACGUGGAGAGGUACGACACAAUCACGAACCAGUGGGAGACAGUCGCUCCUCUUCCUAAACCGGUCCAUUCAGCAGCAGCCACAGUGUGCGGAGGAAAGGUCUAUGUAUUUGGAGGUGUAAACGAGGCUGGACGCUCAGCAGGUGUCCUCCAGUCCUACAUACCUCAGAGCAACACCUGGAGCUUUAUUGAAUCACCUAUGAUAGAUAAUAAAUACGCCCCUGCAGUGAGUCUAAACGGUUUGAUAUUCAUCCUGGGAGGAGCCUACGCUCGAGCCACCACCAUCUAUGACCCAGACAAAGGAAACAUCAAGGCUGGUCCCAACAUGAAUCACUCUAGACAGUUCUGCAGCGCUGUGAUCCUCGAUGGUAAGAUCUUCACCACAGGAGGCAUCGUGAGCAGUGAAGGACCUGCUCUCGGCAACAUGGAGACCUUUGACCCCAACACCAACACAUGGACGCUUCUGCAGUCCCUGCCCUGUCCGCUCUUCAGACAUGGCUGCGUGGUCAUCAAGAAGUACAUUCAGAGCAGCUGAGAGUGGCUGGGACUCGAUCAGACUGGGUUCAGUGCCAAAAACCUGCUGAGUUCUGGUUGAAGGACAAUGUUUGACAGCUGCUUUGGGUUGAGGUUGGUCGGUCUGUGACCUGUAGACUUGACGCCAGCAUCCAUCCAGCCCUUUUCCUGUCCCAGCCUUCAAAGAUCCCUGUGCAGAAUGUACUCAUGCUCAGCUACUCAGCCAUGUUAGGAGUAAAUGCCUAAGUUUUGGUUCUGUUUUUACCAUGGUCACAGUUCAUCAUCCAUCUAACAGGCACAGGGACUGUCCAAGUAAACUCCUUUUUUUUAUUGAAGUUGUUGUUGAUUCUUUGUUCCUUUCUGUAAACUCACCACCUCCAUAUUUCUACACUCUGAUGAAUCGCAGUGAAGGCCAUGCAGGAUGAGAUUUUGUCCCUGUAAGAGAAACAUGCUCUACAGCGGAAGGUUUCAGUCUUAAAUCUGUGUAUGAAUAGUUUUCAGAAAAGAAAUCAAGUCAAGGAAAGGUUUUUAUAUUCUUAUUGCUGAACUUGAAGAAUCUCUUCUUGCUUACUUGUCAGGAAGUGGAAUUCCCACAGUUAUAGUGAAUUUAAAAAUUAUUUUAAAAGCACAUUUUGAACUCUGUGUAUGUAACUGAGUUCAGUGUUGGUGUUAUUUUCCUUUAUGUAAUUCCAAGCAGGCUGAGGUAUCGGUGACGUGUUUUUCUUUCUUUUCAAUCACUCUGUUUCUCUAAACAGCAGAGAUGACAUUUAGAUAAAAAUGGAAUUCCUUAAAAUCCAAGUUGGGACAGAUCCUCCAGGAAAAAGCACAAUAACCAUCUGUUACAUGCAACUUGUCUGCUGAGUCAUGUUUAACUUAUUUUAUCUGCUUCCUUCAAUCUCACUGGUUGUUUUAUGCUGUUAUUUAUUGUGACCCACAGAAUGAGUUGGGUUUGUAUCCUGUAAAUACUUGGAGUAAAUAUGUAUAUUUUAAAACCUUAAGAAAGCUCUGUAUGAAUGUUUUUGAAACCUGAAGAAAAUUUUUUAUAAAAGUUUUUGGAAAAAAAAAAAAACAUUUAAAAGGGGUUUGUCUGUAAAUCUUUACUCAACAGCAUAACAGUUACCACUGAAAGCAAAUACAACUAUCAGAAC